AUGGCGGACUGGGAGAAUAUGAAAGACCGCAAGAGCAAGAACAAAAAGAGGAAGCAUACAGCAUCGAUUUCUGAGCCAGUCGACCUAAAGGCUGGCGAGUACAUCGACCAAUCAGCCGUAUUAGGUGCGGUGAAGCUGUCGAUCGAUCCUGCUGGCACACCCGUCGCACCGCAUGCAGUAGGCGUUCUAGAAUCAUCGGAGGGCGACAGCUUAACGGAAGAUUCGACACUGGCGGCAAGCAAAGUGUUCAUGAAACAUCAACAAUGA
This is a messenger RNA of Ascochyta rabiei, 267 nucleotides long. RefSeq lists its product as uncharacterized. Bases 1 to 267 code for a protein of 88 amino acids. Lineage: Eukaryota; Fungi; Ascomycota; Dothideomycetes; Pleosporales; Didymellaceae. The record is from RefSeq and is a predicted model, not a curated record. The transcript has a single exon.